AUGGCUGUGGCAAGAAGGGAAGAUGUGAAGAGGCUGCUGGAAGUCGAAGACUGUGUCUCAAUUGAUCAAGAUGACAGUCAUAGCUUUCAAACUGUCAAGGGAUACAAGCUUCCACCCCUUGUUGGUGCUUUAAGAGCUUCAGCGAAAGAAAAUGCCGCCAGUUUUCACUUCCCGGGGCAUAAUAGAGGGCAAGCUGCGCCACUGGUUUUCACACAGCUCAUUGGUAAACGACCAUAUCUUCACGAUUUACCUGAGCUUCCAGAACUUGACAACCUCUUUAAUCCUGAGGGACCCAUUCUGGAAGCACAAGAAAAGGCAGCUGAACUUUUUGGAGCAUCAGAGACAUGGUUCCUCGUCGGGGGCAGUACAUGUGGAAUACAGGCAGCCAUUAUGGCUACUUGUUCACCUGGUUGUCAUCUUAUCCUUCCUCGGAACUCUCAUAUAUCAGCGGUAUCUGCUAUGGUUGAAAAGGCAAUUGAGGAGCUAAAAAUGAAAGGUGAAAACGCGGGCGCAGUCUUGGUCGUAUCUCCUACUUAUCAUGGUAUUUGUAGCAAUAUUACUGAAAUAUCGCAGGUUUGCCAUUCUCAUAACAUCCCUCUGAUUGUGGACGAAGCACAUGGUGCCCACUUAGGCUUUCACCGUCUGCUUCCAAAAUCAGCUCUUUCACAAGGUGCUGAUCUCGUCAUACAGUCCACUCACAAAGUUUUGUGCUCUCUUACACAGUCAUCAAUGCUACACAUGUCCAGAAAUCUUGUUAACAGGGAUAAAGUUUGCAGAUGCCUUCAAACAGUUCAAAGUAGCAGUCCAAGUUAUCUUCUGUUGGCGUCGUUAGAUGCUGCAAGGGCUCAGGUUAGUGAAAACAAAGAAAAUGUUUUCAAUGAGGCAGUAGAACUAGCAGUGGAAGCAAAACGCAUGAUGAAUGAAAUUCCCAACAUUUCUGUCCUCGACAUUGCAAGUUUUCCCCAGUUUCCUGCUAUUGAUCCCUUGAGGGUGACAAUUGGAACAAAAUUGCUUGGUCUUUCUGGCUUUGAAGCUGAUGAUAUCUUAACCAAGGGCGUGGGGCUUGUUUCAGAACUAGUUGGGACUCAAUCUAUAACAUUAGCAUUUAAUCUGGGAACUCGAAAAGAGCAUGUCUUGAGGCUCAUUUUUGGUUUGAAACACCUAGUUACAGUUUCAGCAGAUACCGAAUGCACAGUGUAUAGUGAGAAUGAUUAUGAGCUCGUUGCACCCUUUGGAAACAGUAACAUGAGUCUAUCCCCAAGAGAGGCUUUCUUUGCUGAUAAAAGAAAAGUUGCCAUAAAAGAUAGUAUUGGUCAAAUCAGUGGCGAGCUUUUAUGUCCUUACCCACCUGGCAUACCAGUACUAAUCCCUGGGGAGGUUAUCUCUGAAGCAGCUUUGGACUACUUGAUACAUUUAAAUAGCAAGGGUGCUGUUAUAACUGGAGCUUCUGAUUGUUCUCUUUCCUCCCUUCUGGUAAUCAAUCUGUUCCUCUCCAGAUGUAGCUUGUGUCCUGGCUACAAUAGUGCAAAGGUGAAACAAUGCAUCAAACAUAAACCAGAGACAACUACAAAUAUUUACAUGCAGCGGCACUCGUCAGGUAACAGAUACUUUACUCGAAGACUAGUUGGAAAUACCAUUCCAGCACAAUAUGCUGCUGCUGUAGCAGAUUCACUUGACACAGUGAGUUGCUUCAGUAGGCUAGCAGAUUCACUUGACACAGUGAGUUGCUUCAGUAGGAUAUUUGAACAAAUCAAGAAGCCCACUUCAAACUUUGUUGAUUUGUGUGUCUACUUCAGACCCCAAUGGGUUUCAUAA
Oldenlandia corymbosa var. corymbosa is the source of this 1815-nucleotide messenger RNA. The record is from the annotation of a GenBank genome assembly. NCBI's taxonomy places the organism in Eukaryota, Viridiplantae, Streptophyta, Magnoliopsida, Gentianales, Rubiaceae.